AUGUCACCCAACGAAAGUUUCGAAGGCGGCGAUCCGCAUUCGGGCGAAAACGCUUCAGCAGCGUCGCUAGCUCUGGGCGAAGAGCUGACGUUCAGCACACAGUCACUGGUGCAGGUGAUCAUUUACUGCAUCCUGUUCGUUAUAGCUGGCGCCGGCAACGUGCCGGUGUUCGUCAGCUUGCUUAACAAAAGGCACCGCAAGUCCCGCAUCAAACUCAUGAUCCUGCACCUCGCCUUCGCCGACCUGAUCGUGACGUUCGUUAUGAUUCCGCUCGAGGUCGCCUGGAGGCUCACGGUCCAGUGGGCGGCCGGGAAUGUCAUGUGCAAACUGAUGCAGAUGCUCCGUGCGUUCGGCCCUUACCUCUCGUCGAUGGUUCUCGUGUGCAUCAGCGUGGACCGAUAUUACGCCGUGCUGCACCCGCUCAAGGUGCACAGCGGACAUCGCCGAGGCAGGAUAAUGCUCACUGUCGCCUGGUACGCGAGCCUUGUCUGUAGCAUACCACAGGCAGCCGAGAACACCAAACAAACUCAGCCACCACCACAGGCAACCCUAGGGAACACACCUGGCGUAAAGGUGUCAAAACUGCCUCACAGUGCCGCGGCAUUCUCGAAGGAGCCACCGAGCCCCGAGUCAACUCGCCAUACCACUACAAAGAAGAAGGGCCAGGGGCAACCCCGCGCCAUACCUGGAAACUCCCUGCCCUCGGAUCGUGCACCAAGUGGUACCACAGGCCCAGCGGUCGCACCACAAAAGCAGGCAGGUCCGGAAGACUGCCACCAGUACCCAGCCUGUGGAUCCUCCCUCAACCGGGAGCGUUGA
Messenger RNA from Dermacentor silvarum, 819 nucleotides. RefSeq names its product gonadotropin-releasing hormone receptor. Gene Ontology annotation, molecular function: peptide binding; G protein-coupled receptor activity. NCBI's taxonomy places the organism in Eukaryota, Metazoa, Arthropoda, Arachnida, Ixodida, Ixodidae. Gene Ontology annotation, cellular component: membrane. The record is from RefSeq and is a predicted model, not a curated record. Bases 1 to 819 code for a protein of 272 amino acids. Gene Ontology annotation, biological process: G protein-coupled receptor signaling pathway. The transcript has 2 exons.